Molecule: messenger RNA, 1704 nt
Organism: Insectozyma verbasci
Lineage: Eukaryota; Fungi; Ascomycota; Pichiomycetes; Serinales; Debaryomycetaceae
Source: the annotation of a GenBank genome assembly
AUGACUAAACCCAAACUAACUUUCAAGGAACAAAUGAAGGGGUUCCCUUAUUGGCAAAUGGUCAUAGUCUGUAUUAUUCGAAUAGCUGAACCAAUAUGUUUUACAAGUUUAUUUCCCUAUGUAUUUUUCAUGAUUAGAGAUUUCAAAAUAGCUAAAAAUCCAGCUGAUAUUGCAACUUAUUCAGGUUACUUAAGUGCAUCAUUUGCUUUAAUGCAAUGUAUAUUUUGUGUUCAAUGGGGUAAAGCUACUGAUAAAUAUGGUAGAAAAAUUAUCUUAAUGAUUGGUUUAACUGGUACUGGUAUAAGUAUGUUAAUAUUUGGGUUUUCACCAAAUUUCUACGUUGCAAUGUUUGCAAGAUGUUUAAUGGGUAGUUUAAAUGGUAAUAUUGCAGUUUUAAGAACUUGUAUUGGAGAAAUUGCAACUGAGAAAAGACAUCAAGCUAUUGCUUUUAGUACAUUACCUUUAUUAUGGAACGUUGGGUCGGUUAUUGGCGCAAGCUUGGGUGGCUCCAAAUAUUUAACAAGACCAAAAGAUAGAAGUGAUUAUGAUUCAAAUGAUUUAAAUGAUUUUUAUAAUUCAUUUAUGGAUAAAUUUCCAUAUGCAUUGUCUAAUAUUGUUGUUGCAACUAUAUUAUUUGCAAGUUUGUUAAUGGGAUGGUUAUUUCUUGAAGAAACUCAUGAAAAAUAUAAAAGUAAGAAAGAUCAUGGUAUUGUAAUAGGAGAUUUUAUACUAAGAAGGUUAGGUUUUAAUCCACCAGUUAGACCAUGGGAUAAAGCAUAUAAAGCAAAACCAAAACAAACAGAUACUGAUGAAUCAACUCCCUUACUUGAAGAACCUUUAUUACCUUCAAACGCAUUAGAUGAUGAUAAUGUAAUAGAUGAAGAAGCAUCUAUUCAUUCUUAUGAUGGUCCAAUUACAAGAAGAUAUUCUAAUGCAUUAAUUGAAAGAUAUAAUUCAUCAACUUCAUUAAAUUCAUUAACAAAAGUAAAUUCUCAACAAUCCAUCAAACAAUCAUUCAAUAAAGAAAUUUUCACUCAUGCAGUUAUACAAACACUUACAAUAAAUUUCUUAUUAUCAUUUCAUAAUGUUAUUUAUUCAGAAUUUUUACCUGUUUUAUUAGCAGGUUCAUAUGAUCCAAAAAAAUUAAUAUUUCCAAGUCAUAUAGCUGGUGGAUUUGGUUAUAAUAGUGAUUUUAUUGGUAAAUUAUUAUCUACUACUGGGUUAAUCGGAGCUUGUGGUAUAAUGUUUAUUUUCCCAAUAUUAGAUAGACAUUUUAAAAGUUUAGGAAUUCUUCAAACAAGUAGUGUUAUAUUUCCAUUGACUUAUACAAUACUACCAUAUAUUAUAUUCACAAAGAAGUAUGACACAAUAUUCCCAGCUUGGUCAACUAAAGUAUUACUUUACUCUUUAGCUUGUUUAAAUACUGCAUUUAUGGCUACUGGAUUCCCAACAAUUUUAAUUUUAAUUCAUAGAGCUGCAAAUUCAAAGCAUUCUGCUUUUAUAAAUGCUACCGCAUUAAGUUUAAAUUCAUUAGCAAGGUUUAUUGCUCCUGUUUUAUGGGGUUAUGUAAUUGCAUUAUGUGAUAGUUUUGAAGUUGGUCAAAUUUCAUGGAUGCUAUUAGGUGGGUUAUCUUUAAUUGGUUGUAUCUUUGCUUUUAGUAUGAAAGAUUAUGAUGAUGAUGAUGCUGAUGAAGAAAGUAAAUAG